Molecule: messenger RNA, 649 nt
Organism: Hordeum vulgare subsp. vulgare (domesticated barley)
Lineage: Eukaryota; Viridiplantae; Streptophyta; Magnoliopsida; Poales; Poaceae
Product: protein NONRESPONDING TO OXYLIPINS 2, mitochondrial-like
Exons: 4
Coding region: 1-276 (91 amino acids)
Source: RefSeq, a predicted model, not a curated record
AUGGCAUCCUUGGCCCGCGCCGCCGCCACCGCCGCGAGAGCGGCCCUCCGCCCGGCGCCCCUCGCCGGACGCGGCCUUGGCCUCGGCCUCGGCUCCUCCCUGCCGUCUCCCUCCCCCGCACGAGCCGCCCGCAUCCUCCGCAGGUCGGCGGUGGCGGGGCUGGAUACGCUGCUGCCCCUGCACACCGCGGUGGCGUCGGCGCGCCUCAAGUCCUGCAUCGCCGUCGACUCCACCUGCUGGUGCUCCCUCUCCCAAGGUUUUAAAAAGCGCGUCUGAUCAUGGUUAGGAGCUGUGCAGCUGAGAAGUGAAGACACCAAGUUAAAAAGAUACGCUUUGCCUUUGUGACAAAGAGCUGCACCUGAAGAAACCAAUGAACAUUAGGGAUUGCAGACAUUUCGGGCUGUAAUAAUUAGAUACUUGUAAACUGACGGUGCAUCCAAACCCGUUUAAUUCUACAACGUGUACCGUCCAUGUUUUGGAGCAAGUUUGUUUGAUGCUGAAAGCUUAUAUGCCCCAUGGGUUUUUUCUCUGUAUCGUUUCAAUUUUAUCGGAUGGCCCCGGAGGGAUUGCCGCAUGGGUUUUCUGCGGUUCUUCCUUGGUUAUGCCUUUGAACCUUUCCUUGUGAAAUUUGAAACCGGCUUCAUGUGAA